Messenger RNA from Didymella exigua CBS 183.55, 2839 nucleotides. RefSeq lists its product as uncharacterized. The record is from RefSeq and is a predicted model, not a curated record. Bases 224 to 2707 code for a protein of 827 amino acids. Gene Ontology annotation, cellular component: mitotic spindle microtubule; HAUS complex. NCBI's taxonomy places the organism in Eukaryota, Fungi, Ascomycota, Dothideomycetes, Pleosporales, Didymellaceae. Gene Ontology annotation, biological process: spindle assembly. The transcript has 2 exons. Gene Ontology annotation, molecular function: microtubule binding.
UCCUUGCAGCCUGGGUGCUUGGACCCCUGUUUGCACGUCUGCACGUCUGCACGUCUGCAUGUUUGUUUGCAUGUCUGUUUGCAUGUUUGUUUGCAUGUUUGUCUGCAUGUUUGUCUGCAUGUUUGUCUGCAUGUUUGUCUGCAUGUUUGCACGUCUGCAUGUUUGCUUGUGCUUGCACCACCACCCGCAGCAGCCGAGACCAGACGGGGCGUGACUCCAGACAAUGUCGCGCCCACCCUCGCAGGCCUCCAGUGCCGCCGCGUCGACGCGCCCCAGGGCAAACACGAUUCACCCGACAACCACCACGACCGCCGCGACCGCCGCGACCGCCGCGACCACCACCAACCCGCUGCCGGCCUCGCACGCGCGCCGCUUCGUGACCAACCUGCGGCUGCUGGGCUUCGACGGGCGCGACGACUGGCCGCACCCGACCGCGCAGACCUUUGCCGCCCGAAAUGCCGACCAGAAGCAGCGCAUUGCCGCCACCGAGUGGGCUCUCUUCCGCCUGUUCGACCUCUGGGACCCGGCCGAGACUGCGCAGAAGCUGCGCCCGUUCUUCCCGCCCCUCGAGCCGCUGCAGUCGCGCAACCUGCGCGCCGCCCUGUACCGAUGGCUGGCCGAGCUGAAGAAGACGGGCGUGCUGGGCCGCGAGGCGGUCCUGCGCAAGACCAUGCUGGACGAGUGCAAGGGCGACCGCUUCCUCGAGGUUCUGGCUCUCUUCUCCGCCGCCGUGCUCCGACGCACCCUCGCGUCGCGCCGGGGACGGAGCGGGCACGCCGCCAUUGCGCGGCGACUGGCCGCGGCAUCGACGCUUUCCGCCGACGAGCAGCGCGCUCUGCUGCCGCUUGCGGUCGCGCAUCGGGCCGCACUCGCCAGCGUCCUGCGUCGCAAGGACGACAAGCGGGCGCAGUUUGCCCGCUUCGCCGCGACGCUGCACUCCAAGGCGGGCGACAUCAGCAGGCGCACGCGGCCGUGCGACGGCGGCCCCGGCGCCGACAGGCCGCCCGUGCCGCAGCGGGAGGCGGACGCGCUCAAGCGACAGCUCGCGGACAACUGGAUCGGCGACCGGCAGUGGCUUGGCGUCAUGCUGCACGGCCAUCAGCCCCAGCCCGCCGACGCCUUCCUCGGCACCCGCUUCGACAGCGUGUGGCGCAUGGUCGGGCGCGGGCGACGCCUCGAAGACGCCGCGCCCGAAGCCAGCCUGCUCGACGACCUGCAGUCGCGCGUCCGGGAACAGCAGACGCGGCUGCAGAGGUGGACCGUGUUCCAUGAGCAGCUGCGCCGACACAACACAAAGGGCGCGUCGGCGAGCCCGAAGCCGCUGCCGCUGCCGCUGCCGCGUGCGAGCGACUUCACCUUUGACACGCACGCCCAGCACCAGCUGCCGUCCGCCAGGGAUGUCGAGCGUCGUGUGGUGCAGCGGCCGGCACUACCGUCGGCCUACCGCGACAUCUUGUCCGACAUGGACGCGGAGCUGUCGCGCGUGUCGCAGUCACACCCCCAGCCCGCGCCCGCCUCGCUCCGACGUGGCCGCGCGUCUUCGGGCAGCGCCGCUCGCUCUCCCGUGCGAGCGAGAGUGCCGUCGGACUCCUGGCACACGGAACCAAAGACGCUCGUCGGCGAGCCAAGGACGCUCGUCGGCGAGCCAAAGACGUUGGUGCGGGAGCAGAAAGCUCUGUUUGAAGGGCUGUCUGCUGCCAAUGCAUCCGCACACCCUCAGCGACGGCCGUCGGCAAAAGCCACACCCGUCGACUCGGACGCCGCUCGAGCAGGCCAGCUGCCGAGUCUGCGCAUCGCCGCGCCCCCGUCACUGCCCGCUGUUUCCCCGACCCGGCGACGCGUCCAGCACCCGCCCCGCGCCGAGCCCGCGCCCGUCCCCCACGGCCGCGCAGCGUCCUCCUCGUCCCUGCCCUCGGAAGACUCGGCGCCGUCCCUGCCCUCGGAAGACUCGGCGCCGUCCCAGCCAACGCCCUUUUCGGAAACCGCAUCGACGUCGCCUCCCGAGUACUCGCGCUCGGUCCCCAGCCUCGACAUUGCCGCCCCUGACCGCAACGAGCAACUCCUCGCCGACGAGAUCAUCAACGCAAUCGGCAACGCGACGCCCUCGCCCGUCAAGCGGCCGCAGCCCCGCAUGUCCCUGAGCCUGGUGGACCGCACCCGCAUGACACUCGGCCGCACCCCGAGCGUCGAGCCCCGCAUGGCACUCGGCCGCACCCCGAGCUUCGAGCCGGUUCACGAGAGCCCGGACCCGCUUCCCGUCGCGCCGCCCGCUGCUGCCGCUGACGCGGCGCUUGAGAGAACGGCGAGUCUGCUGGACCGCACGAGGCAGAGCAUCGCCGCAUCGAGCCGCCGACACGCAUCCACGACGAAGCAGCGCACCAGCAGGGAGUCCGUGGUCUCCGCCCAGCCCGAUGCUCCGUGCGCGUCGCUCGACGCGCUCGACGCGCUCGGCGACCAAGGCGGCAGCGGCACCCGCACGCCGCGCGAGCACCUCCUCGCCGCCGACAUUGACUAUGACCGCGUCUUCCGGAGCCGCCCGCGCAUCGCCACGAGUCCCGUCUUCAGCCCGGAAAAGUACGCGCCCGACGAGGACGAGGACAUCACGGGUAUUGAUCUGCAUGGUGUGGACGCGAGUGACACCGACGACGGCUUCUCGCAGACGCUGGACGCGAGUCCUAGUCAGCGGGUGAGGCGGGUGAGGUACUGACGCUGACGCUGACGCUGACGCUGACGCUGACACUGACACUGACACUGACGAGGAGGAGGAUGAGGAGGAGGAGGAUGAUGAGGAUGGGGACGAGGAGGAGGAUGAGGGGUUGGGAUUUGAGAAUGAUAAUCC